CAUCCCGGCAAGAUGGCGGCCCCCAGUACGUUCGGAAAAACUUCACGUUACUACAUUGGCAAUGUGAAGCAGCAGCUUCGGCAUGGAUAUGGAAUUUAUGUUUAUGAAAAUUCAUUUUUCCGCUAUGAAGGUGAAUGGAAAGCUGGUAAAAAACACGGUCAUGGGAAGUUUCUGUUAAAGGAUGGAAGUUACUAUGAAGGGGAAUUUAGGGACGGUGAGAUGACCGGCAAUGGAUUGCGUUACUGGGCACUAUCUGGGAAUACAUAUUCUGGUGAGUUCCUGAACGGGGAACUCCAUGGUCACGGUGUGAUGCAGUACAAAGAUGGCGGAAGAUACGAGGGAGAGUUUGUGUUUGGUGUAAGAGAAGGACAUGGUAUGUUAAUUGACAAAGAAAGGCAGACCUACCGAGGAGGCUUUCACAAAAACAAAAAAAAUGGAGAAGGGCAAAUGAGCUUCAAAAACGGAGAUCAUUACGAGGGAGACUGGGUGCUGGAUCAACGACAGGGACACGGUGUUCUGCGCUGCUUCGAUGGAACCAUUUAUGAGGGACAGUGGAGAAAUGACGCGUUCAAUGGGCAAGGCGCUAUGAUUCAUUGUUCUGGUGUAAUUUAUGAUGGACUGUGGAUCAAUGGCCGUCCUGCUGUAUGUCCAAAGACGAUGGUUAUCUUAAGUGAAGAUAUAAUUGAGUUUUCCCAAAGAACAUCUAUCACAUUCCAUGUACAAGUGCAGAAUGAGGAAGGUGAAAUCGCUAAAAAUGAAAAUGGACGUGUUUUAAGAAUCAGCGCUGGGAUAAAAUACACUGAACCUGUCAAAAACCAGAGCAUGAGCUUUUUAGAAGUAAUAGAAGGCUUUGAAGAGAAGCGGUUUCAAAGUCCAUUUGGCUAUGAGUGUAUUAACUAUCCUUUGACGAAUAAUUCAAUAGAGGGUCGGGAACAAAAAGAAAAUCUUCUCUCUGAUAACCAGUCGGGAUGUGAAUCUUCAAACAUGCCACUGCACUCAGUCAAGAGUGACCUUGAAAAUGGAGAUGAUGGUGCAUGGAGAGCAGGGGAUGACCAUAAAGCCCUAGAUGAUUUUCACCAAGAAAUCCCGAACAUCCAAACAACAGACGAGGAAGCAGCUUUACCACCUAACAUGAGAACAGAAAUGGGCUGUGCUGUGUUCAGGGACAUCAUGUUUGGACCCCCACCUGCCAGCAUUCUCCACCUUUUGAAUCAGGCAGAGGCUGACAAGAACCGGGGGAAGAAGCUAAGUGGCAAAAUGACUUCUGAAAAAACUGAGAAAAUGACAGUCUCGCAAGAAAAGAUUGAAGACAGCAGAGUCGACCCAAUAACAAAGGAGAGCAAGUUUAAGAGAGAGCAAGUGUUGAUGGACAACAACAAUGCCGUGAGACCAGGAGAGUACGUCAUUAUGGUUGAAGACAUUACUACUCCGCCGUUCUUGGGUCAGACACUCCCUCCUGCGUUUAAAAUAAUCAAAAUCCAACCUGCGAAAGCCAAAAGUAAAGUAAUCCGGAAGGAAACAUUAGGAGUUUCUAGCAUUUAAGGACAGAUCUUUUGUGUUUCACAUUUCAUGUUUGCUUUAUUAUUUUCACAAAUUAAACAUUUUCUAACUCA
Molecule: messenger RNA, 1613 nt
Organism: Spea bombifrons (plains spadefoot toad)
Lineage: Eukaryota; Metazoa; Chordata; Amphibia; Anura; Pelobatidae
Gene: MORN1
Product: MORN repeat containing 1
Exons: 14
Coding region: 13-1542 (509 amino acids)
Source: RefSeq, a predicted model, not a curated record